Messenger RNA from Sparassis crispa, 1443 nucleotides. RefSeq lists its product as hypothetical. Gene Ontology annotation, molecular function: nucleic acid binding. The record is from RefSeq and is a predicted model, not a curated record. The transcript is spliced from 10 exons. The coding region runs from base 1 to 1443 and encodes 480 amino acids. Gene Ontology annotation, cellular component: nucleus. NCBI's taxonomy places the organism in Eukaryota, Fungi, Basidiomycota, Agaricomycetes, Polyporales, Sparassidaceae.
AUGUCGGAUUUCAACCUGGCUGAUCCUCGAGGAUGGGAGUGCGACCUGCAGUCUGUCUACUCUGCGUACAUGGGUCACUUUCAGCUGCACAACGUCCCAUGGUAUGAGCGGUCGUGGGGAAUAUUCUUUCAAUCAUUCGAGGCAUUCCUCACUUUUGCCUGGCCAGUCAUCACUGUCACGGACAGCUGGACUGGCAGAGCUCAUAUCGUUACUCGGAUGACAUCCGUGGGCGCUUUCAUCAAGAUGAUCAAGACGAGGUUCGGCGAAACUCUUCCCUUGGUAGACAACAUACUGCGCGUCAGCCCGUUCGAGACUGCCCAGAGGCACCUCCGCACGGUCUCCGACUAUGCGACGUACAAGAAACUGCACGCGACGCUCCCCUCUGCGGUCCUUGCCGCGCUGAAAGUGCGCAUACGCAACGGCGAGCCCAAGGGCGUCCGCGACCUCUGGGACGCGAAGGACAAAACAUUCCUCGCCAUCGACUUCGAGUGGUCCGAGCGGAACACGUCGUCUUGUCUGGAAGUUGGCUAUGCUGCGGUCCGGUGUGGGCAUCUUGAUGCUGUCGGUACGUGGCCGCCUGACCCCGAACCAAAUUACAGGCGUGGACACUACAUCGUCGCCGAAUAUGUGGACAAGGUUCACAACAGGUACCGGCCUAACUUCCCUUGGGCGUACGCGUUUGGUGAGAGCCAAGUAGUGCCAAAGGCUAAGUUACCUCAGUUGCUUCAAGCCGUGAUCAGCAGUCUCGCCAGCCCGGAUUCGGAGACUCUGCCUAACACCCUCGUGCUCGUCGCACACGGGAUCAGUGGAGAUCUGCGCCGUCUGGAGGAGAUGAAAAUCAAACUGCCGCACAACGUGCUCAUCAUCGACACCGCCGCGUACGAGCGCCGGCUCUUCACAACAGGGCACCGCGGGAUAAUGCAAGGCUCCUCGGGCAAGCCGCGCGAGCCAGGUUCGCUGCUGUCCCUCACGAACCUCCUCCAGUCGCUCGGCGUCGACGUGCAGUGCACGAUGCACAACUCGGGGAACGACGCCUUCAUGUGCCUGCUCGCGUUCCAACUGCUGCUCGAUCCAGAGCACACAAAGAUCCCCACACCGCGCAACGCAAACAGAUCCGCGCUCGCAAUGGCGCGCGGCAUGAACAGGAGCCCGUCUAUAUUGCCCUCAAUCGCGCUCAUGCCUACACCUCCACUCGCGUACUCCCUCGGUGCCACGCCUCCGAGCUCGGUCGGCCACCAGUCUCCGCGCACGCCUGACGAGUACUUCGACCAGGACGUUUCCCCGCGCCCGAUGGGGUAUGCGCACGCGGUCUCGAUGAACGGGCGCGGCUUGCAGCGGUUGAGCGCUCUGCCGCCAACGCGCCCGAGGAGGGCGAGCUCUGCGAACCCCUCACCGGACAUUGUGGAACAGAUGAACAACUUAGCCGUGAAGGACGGGGUGUGA